AUGCCAACGUGACACAAACUACUGCCAUACUUCUUUUGCACCUUUAUGGCCUCAACCAUGGAUGAUAGCCGUCACAAAGACGCCACCUCCUCUUCUACUUGUUUCUCUCACUUCUGCUCUUCAGCUCUUAGAGCCAAGACCCUCAAGUCAUCCUCCUCCGCUAACAAUUCUAGCGAUGGCCUUAUCCGCCGCCUCGGCGUCUUCGAUCUCAUCCUACUCGGCGUCGGCGCCUCUAUCGGUGCCGGCAUAUUCGUUGUCACCGGAACCGUCGCUCGCGAUGCUGGUCCAGGAGUGACUAUUAGUUUCAUACUCGCGGGAGCAUCGUGUGUGUUGAACGCGUUGUGCUACGCGGAGUUAGCGUCACGGUUUCCCGCCAUAGUCGGAGGCGCGUACUUGUACGCGUACACGGCCUUCAAUGAAAUUACGGCUUUCCUUGUAUUCAUGCAAUUAAUGUUGGAUUAUCAUAUCGGAGCAGCUAGUAUUGCCCGUAGCUUAGCUAGCUACGUGGCUACCAUUUUCGAGCUCAUCCCUGCUUUGAAAGGAAACAUACCUCCCUGGGUUGGUCAUGGUGGUCAAGAAUUCUUUGGAGGAACUUUGUCUAUCAAUAUCCUGGCUCCGAUUCUUCUUGCCGUUUUGACUGUUAUCCUCUGUCUUGGUGUUGGAGAAUCUUCUGCUGUUAAUUCUUUUAUGACUGCAGCCAAGGUUGUCAUCGUUAUUUUUGUCAUUAUUGUUGGAUCUUUCAAAGUUGAUGUAGAUAAUUGGUCUCCUUUUGCUCCCAAUGGUGUUAAACAUAUAUUUACGGGAGCAACCGUAGUAUUCUUUGCAUAUGUUGGAUUUGACGCGGUUGCUAAUUCUGCUGAAGAAUCAAAGAGACCUCAGCGCGAUUUGCCAAUAGGAAUCUUGGGAAGUCUGCUUGUAUGUGUUGUUUUAUACGUUGGUGUUUGCUUGGUGAUCACCGGGAUGGUACCAUACAACCUCCUUGGCGAAGAUGCUCCUUUAUCUGAAGCGUUUACAUCCAAGGGUUUGAAGUAUGUUUCUAUUUUGAUCAGUAUUGGAGCUGUUGCUGGGCUUACAACAACCCUUCUAGUUGGUCUAUAUGUCCAGUCUCGCUUAUAUCUUGGGCUUGGAAGGGACGGUUUACUGCCUUCAAUAUUUGCUAAAGUGCAUCCGAUACGCCACACACCUAUUCAUUCUCAAAUCUGGGUCGGUAUCGUUGCUGCUGUUUUGGGAGGGCUGUUUAACGUGCAUAUCCUAUCACACAUUCUUUCAGUUGGCUCACUGACCGGCUAUUCUGUUGUUGCAGCCUGUGUUGUAACGCUUCGCUGGAAAAAUAACACCGGCAAUCGAGUUUCUUCAAAGUGCAUCUCAACCUGGUGUGAAGGUGUCCUAUGUAUUUUCCUAGUGGCAUGCUGUGGUUUUGCUGCUGGAGUUCUUUAUCGUUUUGGCACUCACUUUAUUGUUAUGAUUGUUGCGGUGGUUAUAGCCAUAAUGGCUUGUGCUGCUCUUUGUUUCCGUCAGGCUUAUUCAGAUCCUCCAGGGUUUUCUUGUCCAUGGGUUCCGAUUGUGCCAUCUGUUUGCAUCUUUUUCAACAUCUUCCUGUUUGCUCAGUUGCACUAUGAAGCAUGGAUCAGAUUCAUCAUCCUCAGCAUAGUUUCUGUAGGUAUUUAUGCAUUUUAUGGACAGUAUCAUGCUAAUCCCCGUUCAGAUGAGACAAUUAUUUACCAUAUGGCUCCUGAAGAAGAUAGACACUGAGCAUUAAUGUACAGUCACCAAUGGUUAUUGGUGGGACUUGUAGUCUAUCAUCCUAUUAUUGCACAAUCAGCUUAUAAAAUUGUUAGUGAUCAUAGAUGUAGAUUUCUAUUAGAAAAUGUUGGCAUCUCUGCUGACUAAUAAACAAAGUGUAUUUACAUGGUCUUCUCUACGGUACAUUCUUAAUUUCUUACCAACUAGGUAGGUUCUCCAUGAGCUGUCGUUUUUACAACUGUUAAGAUAAGGAUUAAUUUGUGGAUCA
Messenger RNA from Gossypium raimondii (Peruvian cotton), 2011 nucleotides. RefSeq names its product cationic amino acid transporter 9, chloroplastic. Gene Ontology annotation, molecular function: amino acid transmembrane transporter activity. NCBI's taxonomy places the organism in Eukaryota, Viridiplantae, Streptophyta, Magnoliopsida, Malvales, Malvaceae. The record is from RefSeq and is a predicted model, not a curated record. Bases 46 to 1752 code for a protein of 568 amino acids. Gene Ontology annotation, biological process: transmembrane transport; amino acid transport. The transcript has 8 exons. Gene Ontology annotation, cellular component: membrane.